Molecule: messenger RNA, 1299 nt
Organism: Leucoraja erinaceus (little skate)
Lineage: Eukaryota; Metazoa; Chordata; Chondrichthyes; Rajiformes; Rajidae
Product: major histocompatibility complex class I-related gene protein-like
Exons: 2
Source: RefSeq, a predicted model, not a curated record
CUCCAACCCAAAUCCUCCACCCUUACCUCAGCCCCCGCUCUUUUCUUUGUCCAGGAUUUCUGCGGCUGUGAAGUGGACUUUGACAAUUCCACUGAUGGGUUUGUCAGACUGGGUUAUGAUGGGGAGGAUGCCUGUGCUUUCGACAAGGACAUAAUGCGCUGGAUUGCACUAUGGCCAGAUUUCCAGGUGCUAGUAGAUCGGUGGAAUGUCAACACCGUCAUAAACAAGUAUUUCAAAGAUCUCCUGGAGAAGGACUGAGUGAAGUGGCUGCUGAUAUAUCUGGAGUGUGGACAAGAAGCACCACAUAGGAGCGGCACAGGACGUAAUCAUUCUGACUGUUGGAGAAAAAUUAUGAUUGGGAAAGAAGUAAGUUGGAAUGAUCUUAUAAUUGAAAGCUUUUUCUUCGUGUCUUCACUGAUUCUGACGCUUCUUACACUUGCAGAAAACCCUGAGGUAUUUAUUGUGAUUAAACGUGAUGGGUCGCAAUCACUGAGACUCUCCUGCCUUGUCACAGGCUUCUACCCACAGGCCAUCGAUGUAAUGUGGCUGAGAGAUGGUGAAGGGAUCCACGAGUCUGAAUCCAGUGAUUUGUUACCCAAUUGGGACGGGACUUACCAGCUGAAGAAUACAAUUGAAAUGAGUAGAGAAGAUGUGGCAAAAUCCCCCUGUUACAUCGAACAUACAACUCUGCUGCAGGGAGUCAAUGUUCCACAAGUGGCACUUCAAUGAGUCUGAUCACUUGAAACCAUAAACCUCCUGGACUGAGAUCUCCAGCGCAGUAAGGCAGCAGCUCCAGCGCUACGCCACAGUGCCACCCAUUAUUAAUUUGUGGUUAUCUUAUUGCCCAGAAAUAUUGAUAUUCAAUGGGAUGUAGUUUUAGUUUCAAGAUACAAUGCAGAAUCAGGUCCUUUGGCCCACCAAGUCCGCGUCAACCAGCGAUCCGUGCACAUUUACAUUAUCCUACAUAUUAGGGACAAUUUACAAUUUUACCGAAACCAAUUAACCUAGAAACCUGUGCGUCUUUGGAAUGUGGGGGAGAAAAAAGCACCCGGAAAAACUCACGCCAUCAUGGGGAGAAGGUACAAACUCCGUACAGACAGCACCCGUAGUCAGGAUUGAACCCAGGGUUCUGGCGCUGUGAUGCAGCAAAUCUGUCGCUGUGCGGAUACAGGUGCAAACAAUUAUGACGGGCGUAAAUGUAGUAAAUACUGGAAACGAUCUACGGAGGGGUUUUGCAGAGCAAGUCCAUAGCUCCAUGUAGGUGUCAACACAGGCAGAUAUAGUGAUUAAUAAGGUGUA